CCUUCUGGGAAGCUGGCUUCCUACAUCCAACAUUGGAGAGCAUCUCCCCUGCUUUCUGGAUCACUUUUCAUCUCGGCACCUCGAAAAACUCGAGAGAAAUAAGUGCGUGGCGCCAUAAUGGGCUUCUCAGAGGAGAAAGAAGCCGACGCUUUCUGUGGGAGCCAAGAAGACGAGAAAGAGAAAAUAGGAUAUCAGCACAAGGCACAAUGUGAAAAGAGGAGAGGGAAGUGAGGGAGAGAGAGGGGGGAAAAGGAAAUAGGGUAAGAGAGAGAAGUUGUGCAUUCAGCUAAGCUGCAAAACACUGGCUCACCCCCACCACCACCACCUCCCACCCCGCCUUUCUCCACCCCCUGGAAAAGUGGCUCUCCCUCUCUCUCUACCUCUUUUCUCUCCCCUUCUCUCUGCAGCUGUGGUCUGCUGAGCGUCACAUCCACACAGCAAGUGCCUUUACUUGAGCAGAAGAAGAGGGAGAAGGCAGAGGAGGGGAGCUCUAAGAGAGAGAGAGAGAGAGAGAGAAAUCUCAGGAGUGUGUCUGAACGCACCAAAGGAGCAUCUCUCUGACUUCGCAGAGAGGAUUGAGAAGCGCACAGAGACAGACGGGCAGAGGCAGGCGGCGGUGGAGUAUCACAGCGCCGGUGGUGCUGGCAGAGCGAGCUGAGUGGAGACAGGGGAAUCCACUGGUGCUGUUGAUCCUGGUGUCCCUGGCAAAAGAGCUGCUUGAGCAGGAAAGAGAAAAACGGCGCAGCAGCCAGGAUCUCGCCAGGGGGGCAGCAUUUUACAGCGACAACGAAGCGUGGAGACAGCUGAAACCUGCACACGCACACACACGCAGGAACACACACGGGAAAACACACAUGCAAACAGCUGAGCGGGCGAAGGAGAGUGAGACACCCGCUGCAUUUCAAAGAUCCACUACAAUCCAGCAGACACAAAAUGUUUCAGCUUCACGUCCAUGGAUGGAGAAUGAUGAAGGGGAAAACUUCUGGGAAAGAAAUUCUUUUUUAAGAAGGACUUACUGCAGAGAUUUUUUUCCCCCUAACUUUAAUACUUUUUCCUUUUUUGGAGUUGGGCCUUUAAACCCUCUUUCUAAGCACAACACAAAAUCACCUCUAUUCUUAGUUGCAGAAAUUGCGAGCUGUCUUGGUGACCAUUAAGAUGCCUCCUUCUGAUUCAGUCUGAGCAGUAAGUGGAUUAUGACGGCAAUAUUUUGGGAUUUGUCUUUCACUUAAGAAAAAAGAAAGAGAGGGGAAAAAAACCAACAAUAACCUAUCCAUGACUGGUGGAUUUAUGUCUGUCAGAGGAGGAGAGGAUCCCCGGCAUUUUCUCCUCUCUUCUCCUGUGGAUUACAGAUGGGCUUUGUGAUCUCCCAGUGCAGUCUCAUGGAUGAUCGCUCGCUGCCAGUCAUUAGGAUAAAGUACAAAGAGGGACACAAGUGAGUAUUCAGCUGGAUUUUUAUCUCUGAAGCUUAAGCUUGCAUGAAAACAAGGGUGUCGAGAGUGGAUCUGUAACGAGAGCACAUCGCAGCAGCUUUUUUUGCUGUCUCUUUUAAUACCAGAAAUUGUAACUCACUGAUUGAACUGUUGUGUUCAAGGAAAGAUUGUAAAAGGUGGCUUGGGCACAAGCGGAGAUUGAUUGAAGUGAUCUGUGUGAAUCCUAUUAAUGCAUCCUGGAUUCUGGCCAAGACAGAAGCAAUGGAGGGGAACACCGCUGUCUAGCGGCACUAUCUGAUCUGCCUCCUCACUGGACAAACUGAGGACCCUCUACACUCCCUCUUCAACAGCACUCCUCCUCCUCUUCCUCUCAUCCAGGCAAGGAUGGUACCCCCACCCCCCACCAACAAGCCCCACGUGUGCCUGUCCACCAUCCUGAUCAUGAGCAGCAUGGCACUGAUUGAUGCCUACCUGGUGGAGCAGAACCACGGGCCACGCAAGAUUGGCAUCUGCAUCAUGGUGAUGGUGGGAGACAUCUGCUUCCUAAUCGUGUUGCGAUACGUGGCAGUGUGGGUGGGGGCUGAGGUUCGCACGGCCAAGCGAGGCUACGCCAUGAUCCUCUGGUUCCUUUACAUCUUCGUGCUGGAGAUCAAGGUCUACUUUGUGUAUCAAAACUACAAAGCGGACAGGAAGAGCUUGGACGCUCUCGCGAGGAAAGCCUUGACGUUGCUGCUGUCCAUUUGCAUCCCUGUGCUGUUUGUGGUGCUGGUGGCCAUCGACCACAUGGAGUACGUCCGCGCCUUCAAGAAGCGCGAGGAGAUCCGCAAUCGUCUCUUCUGGGUGGUGGUGGAUUUGCUGGACAUACUGGACAUCCAGGCAAACCUGUGGGAGCCUCAGAAGAAAGGGCUCCCUCUGUGGGCUGAGGGACUCAUGUUCUUCUACUGCUACAUCCUGCUGCUGGUGCUGCCCUGCGUGUCCUUGAGCGAGAUCAGCAUGCAGGGCAUCAACAUCGUGCCCCACAAGAUGCUCCUGUACCCCAUCCUCAGCCUGGUGACCAUCAACAUCAUCACGCUCUUCAUCCGCGGGGGCAACAUGAUUCUGUACAGGGACGCCAGGGUGUCGGGGAUCUUGAUAGGGAAGAAUGUCCUGGCCAUCAUCCUAAAGACCUGCAGCUUUGUCCAGUACAGGAGACAGUUGCAGAACGCUCCUCCUGCCUUCGGGGUCGAGCUACAGAAGAACUCAGUGGCUCACGCCCGCCCUGCCCCCACCCCGCCUCAAGUGGUCAUGCAGGACCAGACGCCCCUCCCUGAGGUGACGACGUGCGAGCACACAUGACAGAACGGUGGGGUGAAUCCUGGAAAUGUCAAUAUGAGUAUAUACGACCCUCAGGACGCUGGCAGGGCACGGUGUUCUGCACCUUUUCGGGCGUGUGAGCACUCACGUGAACACAAUGGAGAUGCUUAAUGGCACACAGGACACUGCAGACGCUUAGCGAGGAUAGAGCAGUGCUGUAUCCAAAGCCGUCAUGGUGCAAAACACAACAUUACUUGUGACUUUGUUAAAGCAUUUUCCCCCAGUGAAUCCAGUUAACUGUGUAUUUUUUCUAACUGUACGAAAAAAAAGGCAACUACUGCAAGAUUAGAGGAUAUAUUUUUGAAUUGUGUGUGUUGCAUUCUAAUCUUAAAUUUAAGGGUCUGUGUGCUGUGGUGUGUAUUUCUGUUGCUCGAAUGUUCUUAGUAGUCGAGGGCUUUAACACGUCAAAGUCAGAAGGAGCCACCACUGGGGACAAAAAUAACAGUUAAAGCUUUCUCUUGAAAGAAGUGUGUUUUUAUAUGUGAUUCUUUGAUAAAGUAUUGUGUACAAGAUAAAGGCUUUCCUGCUCUCUCACUCGCUGUACAGGGGGUUUCAGUUUAAAGUUAUUGAGUAUAUUUCAGUUUUUAAUUAAAAUUCAGCAAAUGUCCUUUAAUUAACUUGAGUUAUUAAGGAAAAGAGAGAAUGAUUUUCUUUUUCUAAGGUCUGGUUCAAUCUACAAUUAGAGACUUCUUAAUUGCUGAAGUGGUGCCUUUGCGAUGUCGUUCAUCUUGAGUGUGAUCGUUACAUUCCAGGCUGCUUAUUUGGAGCGAGGAGGGGAGCAUCUGAAAUAAAUUCUGUUGUGAACAGUUUGA
Messenger RNA from Acanthochromis polyacanthus (spiny chromis), 3595 nucleotides. Its product is annotated as transmembrane protein 121. The record is from RefSeq and is a predicted model, not a curated record. NCBI's taxonomy places the organism in Eukaryota, Metazoa, Chordata, Actinopteri, Pomacentridae. The coding region runs from base 1815 to 2765 and encodes 316 amino acids. The transcript has 2 exons.